AUGUCAAAGAAAAGUGCAAAAGACGAGGAAACAGAUCUUGAACCCUCUAGCUAUGUUCCUGUUUCUGUUUCUUCUGGUUCUACGUUCUACUCCGUUCUGGAUGCCGAUAUCGACGACCUCAACGAAAGCUUUGACGAGUUGCUCCUCGACAGCGAUGCUGGAGUUCCCGACGGUGUGGAUGGCGAUGACAUGGCUCCUGCUGUUGUUCCUAACAAUGAUGACAAUGACGGGGAAGCAGAGAACACUUGCAAAGACGACGCUCAAAAACAAACGGAUGGACCAUUGGCGAGCCUGUUGGAGCUAAUCCAGAGAGAUCAAGUUUCGUUUUGGCAGUACAAUGGAACAAAACGUCAUCGAUUUGGAAUCAAGCUCUUCAAGCCUUGCUUUCGUGCUGGCUACAAUCAGAACGUCAAGGUUUAUGCCGGAAAAGAUCCAAAACGGACAACUAGUGUGGCAUCGUCUGCAGUACUGGAGUUAAUGGACGGUUUUCUGAUUCAAGAACAUUACCUGUGUACCGAUAACUGGUACAUCAACUCGCCGCUUGCCCAAAGUCUCCUCAAGAAGACGGACAUGAACUUCAACAAAAUCUCGAUCAGCAGUUCAAGAACUCGCAAGCGAAAGCUGGUGUUUGAUACGAAUGCGAAAGCUAAAGACAGACGGUUCUGCUCUGAUUGUUACAGCUCGAUCUCAGGUACUGCUCAGUCGACCUUCGAGCAGAUCGACUGUGCGGAACUUGGGUAA
This is a messenger RNA of Necator americanus (New World hookworm), 741 nucleotides long. RefSeq lists its product as uncharacterized. The coding region runs from base 1 to 741 and encodes 246 amino acids. The record is from RefSeq and is a predicted model, not a curated record. The transcript is spliced from 5 exons. NCBI's taxonomy places the organism in Eukaryota, Metazoa, Nematoda, Chromadorea, Rhabditida, Ancylostomatidae.